AUGGACGAUAUAGCCCAUGUAGCAUGGUUAGAGUUGGAAAUCAUGGCAACUCACUGCCUGUUGGACGGACAUGGUUUCCUUCCGCGGUUCAAGGACGAGAUAUAUGGGCUAGCUAGCACAUUCCUCGGCUAUCAGGAUGUCAUCGAUACUGCGCACCGUGAGGUCGAAGCGGAGCUCAAUAAGGAUCCACGGAUCAGCUUAGACCCAAACGGUGGAUUCCGGUUUCCUGAUACAGCUAGUUUCGAAGAGGACCCAAUGGUACAACAACGAAUCGCAGCUCUACAGGAGGAACGUGAACAGAUAGAUGAGGCUCUUCGACCAACAGACGACGAUGAGGAUGGCACGACCCAAGACCCACCUAUCGGUGCUUUGCUGAGAGUGAUGGAAUAUACUGCAGGUCCUGCUGGAGAAUUUGCGCUUCUGACAAGCAGGCAGUGGCUGCAAGACGAGUUGCUGCGGUACGGACGGCGGAGGGAGGAGAUCAAUGCUGAGCUCAGGCGGCAGCAGUGUGCUGUGCUGGACUUACAAAGGAGGAAUCGUGCUCUUGGUGUGGACUGGGUUGGCGGGUGGGAACUGGGAAUAGGUUCCUAUGGCUUGGCACAGGCGUGGGUGAAGCGGGAUGAUCAGGAUCGUAUUGUUGAUCGUGUGGUUAUCAAAGACUCGAAUAGCAGGGGGGAAAAAGACCGGUGGAACGACGGCUGGGGCAUAGAUCCACGUGACCCUCAAGGCCGUGACACUCUUCCCAACGAGAUCUUGGCUAUGUAUGGCCUUCGCGGUCGACAAGGUGCGGAUACCAUUGUUCACAUACGUAAUGCCCGUCUAUUGUUGGAACAGCAAAGGAUGUUGUUAUACCUCGAGUACUGUCCGUACGUCUAUGUGUACCGGUGGGCCGAUUGGUACAUCGAAUCGACUGCCAAAAUGAACACCUUGAAAGCUUUACAGCCAUUCCACGCAAGUCGUGAGCAUAUAGAACAUCGAUGGCUUCCAGAGGCUUUUCUAUGGUCGAUCUUCGAAUCCCUUGCCAUCUCUGCACUUCUGCUCGAGCAUGACGAGCUAGGCGCAAAUCCUAUGCAGGCCUGGAAUCCGAUAUAUCAUCUCGACUACAAGGCUUCCAAAAUACUGCUCGGAGUGCCUUCAAAGGAGAGAUACAAAGGCUACCCUCUUGCGAAGCUGACGGACUUUGGCCUAUGCUGGAUACCAGACCGACACACAGUUUUGCAGCCGGAUGAACAGGUGGGUACAAGAGGUACACCAUACAAUGCCGCUCCGGAGCAAAUCGAACACAUUUACGACCAAGAAUUACACAGACGCCUCAUUAAUGCAAAAGUCAACGUCUGGGGUGUCGGCAUCGUAAUAUGGAGCCUCAUCGAACACGAGGAAGGCGACCAUCGUUUAGCCUUCGACAACAGGUGUCAGCCGGUGCAGGACUACGAUGAAGGUGUCUGGGAACCGCAAUUUCGUGGGCCGGCCCAGGGGCAGUAUUCGAAGGUCUUGCUUGACAUGAUCUCUGCAACCACUCACUACUUGCCCGAAGACCGAUUGAGUGCCCGCGAGCUUCUACGGCAGAUCAAAAGGAACACCGGUGGCUCGGAUGGACAUGAUCAUGCGGGAGGUAUGCGAAAUGUAGCAAAAGACAGCGACAAGUGGCAGGCGCCAGAUAGGGACAUGAGCAGUUUCCUACGCAAGGAUGCGUUUGCAAUCAAAGGUAAAGUGCCGUCGGGAGCCGUCGCGGGCGACCCAGUGCCGGAAGGUAUGGACAAGGAGAGCUUCAGGAUACCAUCGCCUUGGGGCGGAGGAGUGCAAGUGGAGGAUGAGAUAGUCGGUGGAGGAGCGUGGCCAGGAUAUCGGGCUCCAGUCCCAAUACAGAUCCCCCCAGCGUCUCUAGCGUCUCCAGCGCCCCUAGCGCCUCCAGCACCUCCAGCACCUCCAGCACCCCUAGCGCCUCCAACACCCGUCCGUGUGCCGAGAAGUUGCGCUCAUGACCCCCUGAUCCACGACAAGAUCUAUUGCUGGCACGCCUGCUGCAAGCGCAACCUUCCGGAUUAUGUUAGACGUGGUUCCGCUGCUCUGGUAAAGAGAGGCUAG
Recurvomyces mirabilis is the source of this 2085-nucleotide messenger RNA. Its product is annotated as trifunctional histidinol dehydrogenase. Lineage: Eukaryota; Fungi; Ascomycota; Dothideomycetes; Mycosphaerellales; Teratosphaeriaceae. The record is from RefSeq and is a predicted model, not a curated record. The transcript is spliced from 3 exons. Gene Ontology annotation, molecular function: ATP binding; protein serine/threonine kinase activity. Bases 1 to 2085 code for a protein of 694 amino acids. Gene Ontology annotation, cellular component: cytosol; cytoplasm; membrane. Gene Ontology annotation, biological process: autophagosome assembly; peptidyl-serine phosphorylation; protein autophosphorylation.